AUUAUUUACUCUAUGGACACAACCUCAAAUUUAUAAAUAAAAGAUUUUUUAUUCGCUAUUUUUACAUGAUAAAUGUCACAAUUUUUAAUAAAACAAUCGUCUUAAAAAUGAAUAUCUUGUAAUUGUUAAGUUAUCAAGAACAUAUUUAAUGAUUCAAAUAUGGCAGUAACUUUAAGACCUAGGAAUUUACAUCGAACCUUUUAUGCAAUUGCGCGACAUUACAGUGAAGAAAAAUCUAUUUACCAGAAACAUGAAGAAGGUGAAAAGCCGCGAAUGGUCUAUGGUAAGCCAUACCCUGACUGGCGUAAACCCUGGAUAAGCAGAGAUGGAGAAUGGAGAAGUAAACUCUCCGUCUUUGUAGAGAAAAAUCCAAACCCAGAUUUCCUGUAUGCAUUAUCACAAUUACCUAAUAUAACAAUAGAACAAAUUAAAGAAUGGUGGGGAAAUUUAAAAACAAUUCAAGAGAUUGAAAAUCAGAAAUUUUUGCCCAAAAGAGUUGCAGUCCUCGGGCCAAAUUUAGGAGCAUUACACUUCUUCACUUACCGGCAAGCAGCUGUCAGGUUAAAGGACAAAAGGGAAUGGAUAAUGGGGGACAUGACAACUCUAAACUUGCCGCAGCAGUACGAAGAUGGCUACUUUGUAGAAGCUGUCGACUGCACAAACUUCCACCAUGGCGGUAUCAGAUAUGAAGGACUGCAGAAUCUAUCAAACCUGAAUUUCUUAAAAUGGCUAUGUUUAAAAAAUAAUAAAUAUAUUGAUGUUUGGUGUCUCGAUAGAAUAGCAGGGCAGAACGGCAAAAGCUUAGAGUACCUUGACAUAAGAGGAUGUAAUUUAACUCUUAGCUGUGUUGUUGCAUUGGCUCGAAUGCAGGCGCUAAAAUAUCUAGUUAUCACAGAUCCAGGUGAUGAUGUGGAGUUACAAGCAGCUUUAUCUUUAUUGGAGGCUGAUAAGCCUAAUUUGUUAAUAAAAGCCGAACCUAAAGAAGAAGAAGUACAAGAUAGCAAGUAAUUUAGUUGUUGUUAGUAGUUAAUAAAUUAUUUUGUUGCACAUUG
Molecule: messenger RNA, 1052 nt
Organism: Manduca sexta (tobacco hornworm)
Lineage: Eukaryota; Metazoa; Arthropoda; Insecta; Lepidoptera; Sphingidae
Exons: 2
Coding region: 160-1008 (282 amino acids)
Source: RefSeq, a predicted model, not a curated record